This is a messenger RNA of Drosophila subobscura, 299 nucleotides long. RefSeq names its product MICOS complex subunit Mic10. The transcript has a single exon. The record is from RefSeq and is a predicted model, not a curated record. The coding region runs from base 1 to 273 and encodes 90 amino acids. Lineage: Eukaryota; Metazoa; Arthropoda; Insecta; Diptera; Drosophilidae. Gene Ontology annotation, cellular component: mitochondrial inner membrane; MICOS complex.
AUGAAUACAGAUCGAAAAAGUAACGAGUCAAAGAAAUUGGCAGCGGCUCGUGUGGCUGAGACUUCGGCUAGUGCUGCCAGCAACAGAGACACCAAAGACAAGUGCAUUACGGACUUUGUUAUGAAGGGUGCCAGCGGGAUGAUAAUCGGCACUCUAUUUACGGUACUCUACACACGCCCACGCACCUAUCCGAUCUGGCUCUGCAUGGGCAUUGGCAUGGGCCUGGCCUACGAUUGCUGCCAGAAUCGUUUGGCCAACGUGGAUGAAAAUUAACAAAAAUUAUGAAUAAAUGAACAGAC